This is a messenger RNA of Syzygium oleosum, 729 nucleotides long. RefSeq names its product copper transport protein ATX1-like. The record is from RefSeq and is a predicted model, not a curated record. Gene Ontology annotation, molecular function: metal ion binding. NCBI's taxonomy places the organism in Eukaryota, Viridiplantae, Streptophyta, Magnoliopsida, Myrtales, Myrtaceae. Bases 152 to 412 code for a protein of 86 amino acids. The transcript has 3 exons.
UUGAAAAGCAAAAUACGAACUUCCUCCCCUGUAUAUAAGCACACACGAUCAAAGAAUUCAAGAUCACCUCGCGCUGACCAUCUGGCAAUCGCCCUUCUCCGGCUUUCUUCCGUCGCUUCCUCCUCCGCUAUUCUUAGAAACCCGAUUCACCAUGUCUCAGACUGUUGUCCUCAAAGUUGGUAUGUCCUGUGAGGGCUGCUCUGGUGCAGUGAAGAGGGUUCUCGGGAAAAUGGAAGGUGUGGAGUCCUUCGACAUUGAUAUGAAGGAGCAGAAGGUGACGGUGAAAGGCAAUGUCCAACCCGAUGCAGUUCUAAAGACUGUGUCAAAGACUGGGAAGAAGACCACAUUUUGGGAUGCCGAAGCACCGGCAGAACCUGAAGCAAAGCCUGCUGAAGCUACUGCUGCUGUCUAAUCAGUGAAGGUGAGAGAAAGAAGACGGAGCUGUUUCCGCGGGGCACUUCUUCGAUAAUGGAUUCUAUAUCAAAUGUGGUGUAUGUGUUGUGCUUUUAAACAUGUUAAGAUGGCAAUAAUAAAUUUGUAUGGACACCUUGUUAUGGAUUUAGAAGAUGGAUUCCACGGAAAUAGUCCUUGGUCCCCACUUUGUUGCCCUGAUUCGGUGUGAUUGCAUAAUGAUCUAUUGUCAUUGUAAUUCCAGAUCAAGACCAGGCCAAGUACAGAAAUAAUGUCUGAAGAGGUAAGUGAUGUCAAUUAAUGCUGCAGUUCAACCAA